Molecule: messenger RNA, 10549 nt
Organism: Xyrichtys novacula (pearly razorfish)
Lineage: Eukaryota; Metazoa; Chordata; Actinopteri; Labriformes; Labridae
Source: the annotation of a GenBank genome assembly
AGCUCAACCUGCGCCUCUCUGUCACUCCAAAGCAGAAUCUCCAUCGGCCGCUUUAACCCCCGUGAACGCAGCAGAGAAAUCACCUGUCAAAAACCACACAAAAGACUUUCGUCAUCGAAAAUGGAAGCCUCGUCCUCUUCUCUCUGUCAGAGCAGGUAGGACUGAUAACAGUGGAUGCUGGGGGAAAGUGCGCCUCAUGGUUGUCAAGGCUACCCUGUAGCUUAAUGAUAAUACGCGGCUUCAGCUGACUCUAAAAGCAGACAACGGUGUAAUCAUUGAAGACUGCGAGAGAUAAUCGAACCAAUCGAUGACACAAAGGCAAAAGAGGGCUAGCUUGUGACUUGGGAUAUCCUAUAUAGCCUACCCCUGUUAGUCGCUUGAAUGUGUUGGCUUUCCUCUUCAGAUGACCCCUGACGUCAUAGGGUACAGGCUACAGGUGGUAUCAGAGACUUUGGUCAAUAUUAUAAAUGUCUAUAAAUGAAAUUAAGCUCGACUGCAGCCAACAAACCUGUCAUCAUUUAGGCUAUGACAUUGUCUCUUCGUCGGAGGUAGGCUAACAGCAGCCAGGACUGGUCAGACUUGCUUGUGAAUGUAAAGUUUGAUGGUGUUGAGAGACCAGUUCGCGUUGACAUUUUCCUCAACAACAGGCUGAAAUAUCGAGUGCAGCUGCUUACCGAUGGUGUGUUAUUACACUGUAGCUGGUGUUUCGUUCUUUGAGACUUGUUAAAGUAUAAAAAGCAAAAGCAUGUUCAGGGGCGUGUCGUGUCGUGCUGUGACUGCGGGGAAGACACGAAGCAGACUGCUUCUCUUCUCUGCUCGGGUGCCUGGAUGUCAAACUCCAGCAGUACCUCGGACAGCUCCAGGCGAGGGCGCGAGCCUGAGAGGGGAAGCCCACGAGCUCAUUCUCUUCAUUUCCUGCUCUUCUGGUCGCCAUCUGCGUGGUUAUAUAAAUAAGCUGGUCAUGUAGGAUAGAUGUGACCUGCUGGAUAAAUGAACAUGAUUUGUUUGGCGUCUACUUUUAAUGGGAAAUAUAAAUUAGACUCAGUCUCAGGCCAAUUUGAACAUUAUAAUAAAAUUAUGAUUUUAUUAUUUUAAUAUGCACAAGGAGGCACAAGACAAACAUAUUGCAAAAAGAGCAUCAUAGAAAUAUAUGUAAAUAAAACACGACAUUAAUAUUAUUAAAAUGUAUUUAAUAUUCGUCAAAUGAUUAACCCUAAUAAUGUUUUUGACACCUAUUAGUAAGAAGAUAAGAAAUUCAAUGGCUUUUGUCGGAAAGAAAAUCGGAUGAAGCAACUACGUAAAUCAAUAUUAAUACUUUGUCUUUUUUUAUUUUUAUUUUUUACACCAUUUGGCCAAGAACAAAACCUUAAGUUUACGUGCAAAGCCUCAGGAAAAAUGGAGAACUGAAUGGAGAUAGGAAUGUCAAAAAUAUUUCUGCAGGAGUUUUGUUCACUUGGUUUAAGUGUGCACAAUUUCCCUCAAGCAUGCUAAAAAAAACUAACACAAUCAUGAACAAAUAGGAACUGGCUCUGAAGUUGGCGUUAGAGCUGCUCUAAGAUUUUUGUUAAACUUUUACACAAAAGUUGAACCCAUUCAAAAGCCAGGCCAAAGAAACAUAAAGUUACUGUUGAGGUUUGUACAUUUGGAUUGUUUGAAUGUCCUUUGGUCAACCAUUUUCUUGUCCUUAGCUGUUGUCCAGUUUCUCAGGUUUACAAUUAAGAGGUCGAGCAGUGAGGAACGUGACAGGACCCCCCCCCCCCCCUCUUUUUUAUGAAGUCAGUUUACAGUCCCUUAUGUAUAAUAUAACAGCAUAUAGUUAACACAUUAAAAUGUCCACAUGUUUUUGUUGGACAAAUUCUUUUUUAUUGCUAUAUUGCUCACUUCUGUCAUUAUCCUAGGUUGAUACAUUUACUGAUAAAAAGAAAUGUUGAUGCCAGGUCAAAUGAUCAGAAUGGCUACCAGUUCACUUUAUUACCUCCGCCAAGGAGGUUAUGUUUUCGGUAGCGUUGGUUUGUUUGUUGGUUUGUUUGUUUGUUUGUCUGUGAACAACUUUACGGAGAAAGUUACAGACGGAUUGACCUGAAAUUUUCACCAGAGGUGCGUCUCAGCCCCAGGAGGAUCCCAUUACAUUUUGGUGGUGAUCCGGAUCGCCUUCUGGAUCCAGGAAUUUUUUGAAGGAUUCUUUAUCAUUGUGAGAUAGGGCACAUUUUGGAACUUUAACUCUAUAAAAAUGUCCAGAGUCUUUAGUAAAAAAAAAUGACACAAAAGGAUCUCAAUGAGUUUUAUGAGGUUUCAAAGGUUGAUCCUGAUCCAGACAAAAUUCUGGAUACUGUGAUCCAGAACACACAAAAAUAAUGGUGUCGUUGGAAUUUUCAAUGCUGAAAGAUAACCAAUGGGCGGCACAGUGGUGUAGAUAGGCGGCACAGUGGUGUAGUGGUUAGCACUGUCGCCUCACAGCAAGAACGUCCUGGGUUCGAAUCCGGGUCAGGGCAUUUCUUGUUUUAGGAACAUUAUGAACAGUGAACAUACCAUUUUAAACACAAAUAAAAGUUCAUAAAAGACACGUAACAGUAAAAGUUUUGGUGUGAAUCACAAUAUAAGGGGGGACAUGAGCUGCUUGGCGGCGGUCUGCGCUCUCCGAGAGCUUUUCUAGUUGAAUCAGUAAAAUUACACAAUAACAGAGCAGCAGAAUUUACAGUUAUGUGGCCGAUUUGUAUGUCUGCCUGAAUCUGAUUGUUUGUAUGGUGCUGCCAUGACAACCUUAAGUAUUAUGUAAAGGGCAACUUCUGCAGCUGACAGGUUGGUAAGGGAACUAACACAACAGUUGUGCCACAGCUGUUUUUAAGAAUAGGUAGAAUACUUGUUGUUUCAAUGACUCAUUGAGGCACAAAAAGGAUGAUGGCUUUCUUUAAUCUCUCAGAGGUUCAACCACUCACUGUAAUAAAACAUUCCUUUGCUUCUUCUUUUUGUUGUUGUUGUUGUUGUUGUUGAAUCUAGAAACAAAUAAAGGAAAAGGAAUUAUUCGAAGCGUGAACAAAAGCAACUCUAACAUAACUUUAACUAGAAUUCCAGCGUAAACAUGUGUCUAAAACCAAAAGGCCCUGUGCUGCUGUAAUUUUUGCAGAUUUUUUUAGGCGGAGGCUGCAGCCUGAAGUCUCAUUGUGUUUUAUUAACAAAGCUUGAGCCCGGAGGGAAUAGCAAAAAGGUUAUAACUGUACAACCAGUUACACUGCUUCACUUGUUUAAUGCAUUUCCUUGAGGCUUGUCAGAUCAAAUGAAAUAUCUCUGAAUAACAACAACACAGGUACACUUAAAUACCACAGGAAAAACCUGUCCAUCUGUUGCAAUACAGUAAAUUAUAGUAAAAUAUUAUUUUUUCUCAUUAUUGUUCUCUUCCUUUUAACUGCAUUUUAAAGAGUUCUCUCAUCCAACUAUUGUUGUGGCAAUGACUAGACUGGCUAAUCAAGACAAGGAUCUCUAUCUAUUCAAUAAAACAUUCCUAGAACUUGAGUUAAAGACAAAAAAAACAAUCAGUUGUAUUUGUCUGUUUUAUCACUGGCAUGUAUGUAGGUGUGGACAAUGAUGUUUUUACUGAUUCAAACAUAUUACCGGCUUGUUCUCUACAUGCACUUUUUGUUGUUUUGCAUCUUCUAUGCUUAAGUCAUUUAAUGCCUUUUUUUGUUUCACUUGCCUAAAUUUUUGCCAGUACCUUCUUUUGUGUCAUUUACGCCAUUGUUAAAUGGAACUGUAUUGUAUGUUUGCUUCAAUAGCUGAAGUUUAGUUUAUUUUCCUGCUUGUUUUUCCUGUGCAAUGACUCUUAUUUUGAAGACAGACAAGGAUUUCUCAUGUAGUUUUCCUCUUUCUUUUCAGACACAGCUUUGAAGAGUGCAAAAAGACAGCAGACUGGUUGCUGGAUAACACAAAGCAACGUCCAAAAGUUGCUAUUAUCUGCGGUUCAGGCCUUGGCGGUUUGGCUGAGCUGCUAGAUGAUAAGACUGUGUUUCCAUACAAGGAUAUUCCUCAUUUUCCUGUGAGCACUGGUAGGUGAUCUCUGAGAAAGUGCGUUUUCUUGAAAAAUUAUUGCAAAUGUUUGAAAAACCAUAUGGAGGCAUGAUAGCAACUGUUAAUGGUAUUGUGUUGCACAGUGCAGGGCCAUGCAGGUCAGCUGGUCUUUGGUAAGCUGCAAGGCCGUGAGUGUGUCUGCAUGCAAGGGAGAUUCCACUUCUAUGAAGGCUACAACAUGCAAACCGUAAGUUGAAACAAAGCAACACCAACUGUCAACAGCUGAUUCUGUGACAACUUGGUGCCAGCUAGAUGCUUUGCUUGUGAUGCUAGUAUGUACACACUCAAAAUGCAAACACAUCAUCACCUUAGUUCAAUGUGAAAGUACCUUAAAUAGUUAGAUAGAAUCCAAACACCUCUAAUUACCGCCGCCAAGGAGGUUGUGUUUUCGGUAGCGUUGGUUUGUUGGUUUGUUUGUCUGUUGAAAUUGUAUGCUUUGCUAUUGGCUAAGCUUGAAUCAUAAGAAAUGAUUAAGUACUCCAUACUUUAACCAAAUAAAAUUAAAUGACAUAGGUGACAUCACACUGUAGUGGGUUUAAGACAUAAAACUGUAACUACUCUGUUGCAUUGCAAACAGCUCUCAGUCAAUCACUUGCACAGGCUAAUUUUUACCAUAGCUUUAAAUUCUUACAAAAGUAAAUGAUAAACCGCACAAAACUUGAGACACCAGCUUUGUCUCUUUUUCUUUCACCCUAAGAAAUCAUUCAGAGACUCUGUUCCUCCUGUCACAAAAGCUUCCAUAACAUCACAGAAAAAAAAAAAACUCCUUCUCCUUCUGAGUCAUUUGAGUUUUCACCUACCAUAACCCGAUUCUAUGUUUUAAGAGUAUCAAGGCGUGUAGACUCGGUGCUCUUAUGACCCUUUAACUAGAGUCUGAUAAACCAUAACACAGCACACAACACUGGGUAAAAAUUUACCAUGCUGUUAAAAGAUCAGCUGAUAGACUGUUAUGAUCCACAGUCUGUUAUAAUGUAUCAUAAACUUUGGCCUGUGGAGAAACAGUGUGCUGGUUCUAUUGUAUUACCAGCUGAGAUGCACCAGCUCCUCGGUAAAUGAUCCCUGUAAUCCUCCAUAAUCAUAAAAGCAAGUUUCAUCACUGUGAAUAUACAGUCACUUGCAUUCUGACUUUUUCUUGCGACAGUGCUAACCACUACACCACUGUGCCACCCAUUGGUUAUCUUUCAACAUUGAAAAUUCCAACGACACCCUUAUUUUUGUGUGUUUUGGAUCACAGUAUCCAGGAUUUUGUCUGGAUCAGGAUCAACCUUUGACAUCUCAUAAAACUCAUUGAGAUCCUUUUGUGUCAUUUUUUACUAAAGACUCUAAAGAUAAAGAAUCCUUAAAAAAAUUCCUGGAUCCAGAAGGCGAUCUGGAUCACCACCAAAAUGUAAUGGGAUCCUCCUGGGGCUGAGACGCACCUCUGGUGAACAUUUCAGGUCAAUCUGUCCGUUACUUUCUCCGUAAAGUUGUUCACAGACAAACAAACAAACAAACAAACAAACAAACCAACCAACAAACCAACGCUACCGAAAACAUAACCUCCUUGGCGGAGGUAACUAGAGAUAAGUCUGUAAUAUGCCAUGAAAGGAUAUAAUCAAAUGUAUAUACCAGGUGUAAAAACAAUUAAUUUUAGCAGUAUUACAUUAGCAUUAGCAUUUAUCUUGCAAGCACCUGACCAUUAUUUCAUUGAACUUCCAGAGUGGCUCUAUAGCCUUUUUUUCCCUACUUUUUACCAGGUGACACUAACAGUCAAUAUUGACUGAAAACUGGCUCAACAAGAAAUAUCACUCCCCAAAGCUAAACAAUGCAACAAAGUCAACUCACCAUUAACAGCCACCCAUUUUGAGUGGUCAACUUGACUUAUGACUUAAUCAGCCAUUAUCAUACACAAAAUUCAUGCCAAACAGGCCAGUGUUUUAAAUGAUGGCACUGACCUUAUCAAGAAACCAUAGUAUUAAAAACAUUUCCGUAAUAAGUCACAGGAAAGUUGGCUGUUGAGUAACACGAAAUAGCAAAAGUAGAUGUGACAGCGGUGAAAGGUAACACAAUGCAAAUACAGGCCAUCAGCGUUCUUACAAAGGUUAAUCCAGUCAAGGUACUGUAUCAGACAUGCUCACUUCACAGACAACUACAACAACAGACACUUCUGAAGUCAGUGUAUGCUGCUUUGGGAAUAUUCGCUGCUUAUCUGAUAUGUGCUGACUUCUGUUGUAUCUCCAUCUUGGAUAUCCCACUUGUAAUUAUCUGAUUUAGAUCAGAGCAAUGAAAGAAUGACAGUAUCAGUCCCUGAACUAUCGCACGCUUAUCUCUCCAGGUGACAUACCCAGUGCGAGUCUUUUUCCUGCUGGGUGUGGAGACUCUGAUUGUGACAAACGCAGCGGGGGGACUCAAUGGCAGCUUCAGUGUGGGAGACAUCAUGCUCAUUAAGGACCACAUCAACAUGCCAGGCUUUGCAGGGCAGAACCCACUGUGCGGACACAAUGAUGAAAGGUGCAAAUAUCUUACUAAAACUGUAAAAUACAUUAAAAAAAAACCAGUGAUUAGAGGUUUAAUGCUAUUUCUCAUUAUUUAAAUUAUGUCUGUACAGGUUUGGAGUGCGUUUCCCGUGCAUGUCAGAUGCGUAUGAUCGUGAGCUGAGGGCUCUGGCCAAGCGAACAGCCGAGGAGCAGGGCUGCGACAACUUUCUCCAGGAGGGAGUUUACUGCAUGCUGGCUGGACCGACAUAUGAGACCAUUGCAGAGUGCAAAGUUCUGCAGACACUUGGGGCUGAUGCUGUAGGUUAGUACAGCUCCCUCAUGCUCACUUAAAGGGAUACUAAUGUGUCCUGGGAAAACCUCUUGGUAUGAUGCUUACUGGGGAUAUGUAGGGGUAUGUCACUGAAUGUGAUGACAUGGUGUGGAUAAGACAAAAGAAUGCACUCUGAGUGGAUGCAAAUUGCAGUGAUCCCUGAAGCAGUGUGAUUGGCUCCGCCAAGGAGGUUAUGUUUUCGGUAGCGUAUCAUUUAUAUCCGCAGAAGAUGUCGGAUCUAAACCAUUUCUGCUGACUUUGCAGAGUCAACUGCAGAAUUAACGGCGUUCUGAAUGAACGGCGCUUUGAAAAGUCCCACAGCAUAUGUUAGACGUAACCAUCUACACAUGGACCAAUCAGGGGCAGCCUUUCCCUGUUGUCCGGGGAACAGUGGAAACACAGUCAGUGUUUGGUUAUUUUCUUAUCGCUAAUACACGCUCCAAAUGGGCCGAAGUGAAUGCAUAGACAUAUAACUUUUAAAUUAAUUAUGCCAUCCUUGAACCAAAUGAAUGAAUGAAUGAAUGAGGGGCAUUUCGUAGGUUUUGUUCAUACAGUUCAGUUUUCAGUUUGUUAUGGACCACACGCCUGUUAUAGAACUUCACUGAUGUCUCUGCAGGAGCUUCAAGCGUCAAGUCGGGGAAAAUAAGCCACGAUGAUGUCAGCAGUGGUUGGAGAUUAAAAUUUGAUUACAGGAGCCUGUUAUGGUUUGAGCUAGGAUUUUUAAAACACAGCUCUAUGCCAGGCAGGGGAUAUCGAAUAAAAGCCUCUUUCAAAUUGACUAUGCAAUGCAGAAUCCAGUUGCAGAGUAUGAAUCAUUAUAAAAACUAGAGAUAGAUAAAAUGAUCAGAUGUAAGACAGGAUAAGAAAGGAAAGAUAUGUUAAAUAAUAUAACAACUGACAGACAGACAGAAUUCCUGACUGACUAACUAACUGACUGAUCGAUCUCAUUCUUAAGCUACAUCUAAAAAUAAACUCUUUUCUCUGUAAAGGCAUGAGCACUGUACCAGAGGUGGUGGUGGCUCGUCACUGCGGCCUGCGUGUCUUGGGUCUGUCGCUCAUUACCAACAAGGUGGUGAUAGACUAUGACAGUGGUGAGAAGGCGAACCACGAGGAAGUGUUGGAGACCACCAAGCGCCGAACAAAAGACCUCCAGAAGCUCGUCAGCCACCUCGUCACCAAGAUCUAGUCCCUUCGGCUGAAGUCUGCAAUAAUCUCACAAUUAAGUCAGCUGUGGUUGUUAGAUUUGGACAAAAGGUAACCAGACUGUGCACAUGGUGAGAAAAUCAGGUUAAUACGGAUCAGUUUUGAUUUUGGUGGUUUUAUUUUAUCAUUAAACUAGUAGGUUUGGGGUGCUAUUGAAGUUCUAGAGGAGGGAGUUAAAGAAAAAUAUUGAUGAUGUAAACAUUAGGUGUCUGUUUAAGCUCUUAUGUCCACAGCAUUACUUGAAUACUGGCAAAUAUGUCAGAGGUAUAAUCUGUUCUUUUACAGCAAGAUUCUUCUUUUUUUUAAGAAUGUCAUAGCUUUGAUUUUCUUUGAUGGACUUUUGAUAUCUGAAUAGAGAAAGGGUUGACUUGAUUAUUGUUUGUUUUGACAUUUUUUGGCUUUUUCCCUGUCUGGGGCUUGUAAUAAUCAGGGGUUAUACCAGACCUCAGUGCUCAUCUCUGUUGCCUUUGGACUCAGACCUCUCUGGCAUCAAGCUGUCAGUGCUACAAAGUACUGUAACAAGUGCAAGACUAUUAAUGGAAGUUGAGAGAACUUGUUGAGUUGCUUAUGAACAAAUGAAACCUCAGUUUACUGGUAUGAUCAUGCCAAUGAUAACAGCAUCCUGUUCUUAUAGAUGUAGACUAAGCUAUGUUUAAAUAUUUACCUCAAUUUUGGUUUUAAAUGUCGUCAUGAACAACUUCUAAUAUUUGUAUUCUUUUUGAAUACAUACUUUACAUCUUGUUUGCCUUCAGUGAGACAACUGUAUUCAACUAACAUCUCUGAAUACAUGAUUUUACAGCUGAAGAAGUUUUAAAAAGACACUUUGCACUUUUCAGUCAGCCUUCUUUUGGCAGUGCAGGGCCAGAGUAGACAGCCCAUUACGUAUCCAGAGGGAUUUGAACAGCUUUUCCAGAUGGUAAUCAGUGUUUCUAUUCGAAAAGAUUUCUUGAGACUUAGGAGGAUCAAUAGCAUCAAAUGUCAGAUACUUUCCUUUAUAGUAGUGGUAAUCAUGGUGCGAUUAAUACCUUUUUUGUGACAUUCGAAAAAUACUGUAUAUUUAAUUAUGCUGUACUAAGAUUUGAGCUGCAUAUUUUUAUAAUAGAAAAUGCUUCUUAUUCUAGCUAAUAUAUUUCCGAGUUAAAAAUGUAAAAAAAAUGCACAAGGCAAUAUCUCAAUUCACCUUUUAUUGCCAUUGAAUUUAAGCUUGGCUGAUUUACGUUGUAGCAAGCCUGUCCUAUUCUGGAAGGCUUUCACAGUAAUCACCAUAAAAAGCACAAUAUAAUCUAUGAGAAAUGCUGAAAGUUAAAGCUGAUUAAGACAAGCAGCGGUGAUAUAUGAAGGCUUUUCUGCGGUGGAUUGCACAGAUCAGUUUUAUUUGUACAACAAGAGACCACAACACUGUAAUAUCAGGCAGAGCUGUAUUACCCAGGCCUGCAGUUUUCAAUCUCCCCUGCACUGAUCUGGAACCUCCUGCCAGGUCCCUUUGACCAACUCAUUCAUUAGAGCUGGAAAGGCCAGAGAAAUCCUAGAUCAGCAGGUCCACCUCUUAGACCAUUUAUAUCAGGCUUAUCAUCAAGAUGUUAAUGGAAGUCUUAAAGGGGAAUUACACUCAGAGUGAAAGCUACCAUCAUCAAACUGUAGAAACCUUAAAGAUGCUGCUGCUGCAUUUAUACUAAACAGGGAAACUGAAACAAAUUCAGAUGAUUUGUGUGAAAAUGUUCUUUUGUUUCCCUGUAUUUGCACAACUAAAGAUCUGCAAUAUGUUUCUUUCUGGUUUGUUUUCCAAAGUUUUUAUUUUUGACUUACUGUACACUCUGAUGAAUGCUUUAAAUCUAAAUGUAUGAGUUCUCAGGUUACUUUGAUUUAGUUACAAGCGUGGACUGUACAUACCAUGGACGCCGUCUGCCUCCUCGCUGGGUGAAGCCACCACAAGAACAGCACCCCUGGUGACGGGCUGCAGUAUAGGUCAUAAAUCCCGCUUCCUCCAGCAAUCCCUAAGGAGCUGUGGACAAACUUUAGAAAUCGAUUACACAGAAAAUACAUUUUUCUCCCCUCUGGUUGCGAUGUUGACAUAGUUACUGUAAGACUGGUUUGUGCUCAAGUCCUCUUUUUUCUGUGCAGCUCCAUUUUUAAAAGUUAGGAGGUUUACGAGUUCUAUGAUUGUCACUUGAUACAGCCUAUGGGUGUAUGGAGAUUGUGUAGCUCACCCGGGAAAGUUGCUGUUUGAGCCGAGCGUCAUCACAGUGACUCUCGGCGAUUCUCCCGCCGAAUGCAUACAACGCUACAGCGCAAGUGGUUGUUCCUGGAAGUGGAGAAAAAAACAGGAAAUACUGAGACCUUUUUGGCUUCAAAUCUGUAUACCGGCGGAACCAAGUUGUCCAUAGUGUAUACAGUCUAUGGUUAAAAGACAAACCUGCUUUAUUUUAAAACUGUAUUUUUUCAUGUCAACUGUAUUUGCUUUUUGCUGUCAAAUAAAAACUGAUAACACUAAACGCUA